Messenger RNA from Morus notabilis, 744 nucleotides. RefSeq names its product myosin-12. Lineage: Eukaryota; Viridiplantae; Streptophyta; Magnoliopsida; Rosales; Moraceae. Gene Ontology annotation, biological process: vesicle transport along actin filament; actin filament organization. Gene Ontology annotation, molecular function: actin filament binding; microfilament motor activity. The transcript has 5 exons. The record is from RefSeq and is a predicted model, not a curated record. Gene Ontology annotation, cellular component: cytoplasm; vesicle; actin cytoskeleton. The annotation marks the transcript as partial.
GAGCCAGUUCCUGUUUUCUCUCAGCUCACUAAGCAGAAAUCCCUCACUGACAGACAACAGGAAAACCAUGAUAUGCUUGUGAAGUGUCUCACUGAAGAUAAGCGGUUCAACAAGAACAGACCGGUUACUGCCUUCAUUGUGUACAAAUCAUUGCUUCAAUGGAGAUCCUUUGAGGCAGAGAAGACAAACAUAUUCGAUAGGAUUAUUCAUACAAUUCGAUCAUCGAUAGAGAGUCAUGAGAACAUCAGUGAUCUUGCAUACUGGCUUUCAACCACUUCCACUCUUCUCUUCCUUCUUCAAAGUACACUCAAGGCGAGCAAUAAUCCUAAUGGCUCCACGCAUCGUAGCCGAACUUCUCCCGCCGCCUUAUUCGGUAGAAUGGCAAAACGUCAGGGUUUCCAUUCAUCUUCAAUGGGCAUCGGAAUAUCGAAUGGCUACAGUGGAAUGAUUGGAAAGUCUAAUGCAAAAGUGGAAGCCAAGUACCCUGCCUUGCUGUUUAAGCAACAUCUAACCGCGUGCGUCGAGAAAAUAUACGGAAUGAUCCGCGACCGGUUAAAGAAAGAGAUUAGCUCAUUCCUGAAUCUGUGCAUUCAAGCACCAAGAUCUACAAGGGCAAGAUCAAUAAGAGGGUCAUAUAGAAAUAUCCAUUCAAAUAUGGUGGCAAAACAGCAAGCAUCAAACAUUCACUGGCAAAGCAUUGUCAAUAAGCUAGAUCAUACAUUGGGAAUUUUAUCUGAGAACCAU